Messenger RNA from Schistocerca nitens (vagrant locust), 953 nucleotides. RefSeq lists its product as uncharacterized. The record is from RefSeq and is a predicted model, not a curated record. The transcript has 2 exons. NCBI's taxonomy places the organism in Eukaryota, Metazoa, Arthropoda, Insecta, Orthoptera, Acrididae. The coding region runs from base 347 to 889 and encodes 180 amino acids.
ACAAAGCAGUGGAAUAAAUGGAAAUGUUCUGGGAAGCCUGAACACCUUGAUGCAUUUAAAAUGCAAAGGAAAGAAACAACAAGAAUAAUAAAGAGUUCUAAAAGAUAUUUUGAGAAAUCGCAGCUUCUUGACAUACAAAACAACUUUGUAAAAAAUAACACCCGGAAUUUCUAUCUGAUGUUUAAAAGUCAUCUAAAGGACUACCAAGCUCCAAGUAUUUGCUUCACAGAUGAAAAUGGUAAAGUAGGACUAAGCAACAGCCAGAAUUGUGAAAAACUAAGAAAGUACUUUGAAAAAUUAUUGAACUGUGAAGCACCAAACUGUAAGCUAGAAUUCCCAGAUCUCCAUGAAAAUACAGAAGCAGAUCCACCACCUACUGCUGAGGAAAUUAAAAAAAGCAAUAAGUACCCUGAAAAACAACAAAGCCAGUGGAGAAGACUCAAUUACAGAUGAACUUAUUAAAUGGUCUCAACCAAAAAUUAUAACUAACCUUCAGCUCAUGUUUGAAGAAAUAUGGGAAACUGAAAAGAUACCAAAAGACUGGAAAGUGGCUCUCAUCCAUCCGCACAAGAAAGGUAAAUCUGAAGUAACAUCUGUGUUUCACCCAUAUAAUGCAAUGGGUGUAACAACAGCAAAUUAUUUGCUUGGAACUGAUGAUUCAAUUAAUACGUAUCAAACCACUGAAAUAUAUAAAUGUUUAUGUGGCAAAGAGUAUCAACGCAAGGCAUCACUCAAAAGACAUGUUACCUUUGAAUGCGGAAAGGAAAGAAGAUUUCAGUGUCCAUUUUGUCCUAAUCGCUCUAUUCAUAAAUGUCAUUUAUUGAAACACAUUCAGUGUAAGCAUAAAGAUAAACUAUUGUACUCAUCUCCUUACAUCGGAAAUUUGUAGUAAUCUCUCUGUACCACAGUGCAAGGAGACAAAAACUCUUUAUUGUUACACUUAUAGAUGUUCU